Molecule: messenger RNA, 655 nt
Organism: Chiloscyllium plagiosum (whitespotted bambooshark)
Lineage: Eukaryota; Metazoa; Chordata; Chondrichthyes; Orectolobiformes; Hemiscylliidae
Source: RefSeq, a predicted model, not a curated record
GAGUUAGCUGUUACACAAACACAGCACCUGACCGAACCAUUGUGUUGCCUUCAAGGAGAUGUCGCAAAGUCGAGAAAGUCUCUCUCUUAAAAACACCACCUUUUCAACUGAUGGAGAUGGCUCAGAUCCUACAGUCAGCCUGGGGAAUCUGCCCGAGGACCAGGCGGAGGCCCGCAUCCAGCAGGCGAUGCGAUACAAGGCGGAGGGCAACGAGUACUACAACCAGAGGAGGCUGCGGGAGGCUAUCAGUCGCUACCACUGGGCCCUGAUGCAGCUCAGGGGCUUGGACCCCAGCGAACCCACCCCCCUGUACGCCUUCGGCGAUGAGAAGGUCAAACUCAGCCCUGAGCAGACGGCGCUGCUGCGCGACACUGAGUGUGACUGCUACAACAACUUGGCAGCCUGCCUGCUACAGUCCGAGAAGGUGAACUACAACAGGGUGAGGGACUACUGCCUGAAGGUAUUAGACAGGCAGGCGGAUAAUGCCAAGGCUCUGUACCGGGCUGGAGUGGCUCUGUACUACAUCAGAGAUUACGACCGGGCCCUGCACUACCUCUCAGAAGCGGCGAAGCUGUCUCCAAACGGUAAGGGGGCAGCAGCGGUGGCUCGCUCAGUCCGGUCAUUGUGUCCGUCACCAUAGGGGCACGGCUUUGAG